AUGGCCCCAUUGGAUUCUCAUCGGAAUCGCAAGCAUCUCACAAUGGACUUCGACGACUUUGACGACGAUGACGACUUCAUCCUCAUCUCACACUCGGACUGCCACCCCACGACGUACUCAUCCUAUCUCGAUGAGAUCAACUCAAUCGUAUCAGACUUUGCAGAAGCGCUGUGGCCCGUCAACAAAAAGAUACACGACAAUCCUGAGCUGGGGUACAAGGAGUUCAUCGCGCACGAUGCGCUGACCUCCUUCAUGCGGGGCCGAGAGGGCUGGAAGGUGACGCCGUCCGCGUACGGGAUGAAGACGGCCUGGGUCGCGCUGUGGGAUAGCGGGAAGAAGGGGCCCACGGUCUCGUUCAAUGCCGAAAUGGACUGCCUCCCCGGCAUCGGCCACGCCUGCGGGCACAACCUCAUCGCCUCGGCCUCCGUCGCCGGCGCGCUCGCAUCCGCCGCGAUGCUCAAACGCCACUCUCUCCCGGGUAAAAUCGUCCUCUUCGGCACCCCGGCCGAAGAAGGCGGCGGCGGCAAAAUCCGCCUCCUCAAAGCCGGAGCGUACUCGGCGCACGGCGUGGACCUCAAUCUAAUCUCCCACCCGGGCAUCGUCGCCGACACGGCGCUCAUGAGGACGUCGGCGUACACGGCGUUCAAGGUGGAAUUCUUCGGCCGCGAAGCGCACGCCGCGGCGAACCCGUGGCUGGGCAUCAACGCCCUCGACGCGCUCAUCACCUCGUACAACGCCAUCUCCGUGCUGAGACAGCAGACGAUGCCGGGCGACGUGAUCCAGGGGAACAUCACGAACGGCGGCGCGCGCCCGAACAUCAUCCACGCGUACGCGGCAGGCCAGUUCGUCGUGCGGUCCGACACGCGGCCGCGGCUCAGGGAGCUCGUGGCCAAGGUCGAAGCGUGCUUCAGAGCGGGAGCCGAGGCCACCGGCGCCAAGCUCAAGAUCACGCAGGGCGGGAGCUACAUGGACCACGUGCCGAACCGCGUGCUGGGACGGAGCUACACGGAGCACUGGAACGCGCUGGCCAGGUCGCCCGGGGACGGGACGAUCCCCGUGGAUGCGGACGUCGACGAGAUCCGCGGGCGGACGAUGGCGAGUACGGACCAGGGCGACAUCAGCUAUGCCAUGCCGAGCCUGAGCGCCGGGUUCAGGAUUCCGCCGGGCAAGGGCGGGCAGGGCCCGCACAACCCCGAGUUCGCGGAGGCGGCGGGGACGAGGGAGGCAUUCGAGAUUAGUUUGAAGGUGGGCAAGGCGCUGGCUGCUGUUGCGGUUGAUAUUUACACACAGAAGGGGAUGUUGGAGGAGGUGAAGAAGGCAUGGAAGAAGGAUGUGGGCAAAUAG
Messenger RNA from Colletotrichum truncatum, 1344 nucleotides. RefSeq names its product peptidase M20 (amidohydrolase). The record is from RefSeq and is a predicted model, not a curated record. Lineage: Eukaryota; Fungi; Ascomycota; Sordariomycetes; Glomerellales; Glomerellaceae. Gene Ontology annotation, molecular function: dipeptidase activity.